UGUUUGCUAAACUAUGUGGACUUGGUCUGUCUCCAGGGUCUUGAAAAUAGGUGGGAUGACUGUUCUCAGUGUUACAGGUGGGAAAGCAGAAUAGAACAUCGAGCUCAUUGCGACUCUGUGAAGUAGGAAUUGGUACAGGAGGCAGCUGAGCUAGGCAGUGGUGGAGGUGGCUAGAAGUGGGAUUCCAGCCUAGGUAGCCGCCCUAUAACCUCCCCUCACUUCUGUGCUACAGGGCCUGGGCCUUAGCAUCAGAGAGAUCUGGAUUCUGUUCUUCAGUGUCUUCACCUGUGAAAUGAGGAUUCACGACCCCCCCCACAGGGCUGCCUCGCAGUUACGUGACUGCAAGUCUUAGAGCCAUGCCUGAUACGUUUAAAUGCACCACACAGUGCGGUGGGUGCUGCCAGCACUGUCCUUGGGACCUAGGUAUCCUGGGGUCUGCCUGGGCUCUACAGCCGGAUGGACCUGGCUUCUACUCCCGCCUCUGCACUUACGCAAGGCUUUGUGACUGCCAACGGUCAUUUCACGGAGUUGCACUUCACCUGUAUGGUGCGGAUAAACCAUGCUUACGUCACAGGUUGCUGUGACUCUCCAGGGAGAUACUACAUGUGUUGCAUACAUAAGCACUUUAUAAUCAAGUUUGACUGUCAUUAUUCAUAUUAUUUCCCCCAGGUGCCCUGGAAGUUAGAGUGACUUUAAGUCAAGACUUAACUGCACAUUGGCUCCUGGAGAAUAGAAACAUCGGAAGCCUUGCAUUGGUCGGGACCCCAGGUUUGGGAAGGGCCUGCUAAGCUGAUGUCUCUCCAUGCUUUCCUUCCCCAGAGCACCCAGGAUGGGCACCCCAGCCUCUGUGGUGAGUGAGCCGCCCCCUUGGCAGGCCCCGGCUGAGGCCCGGAGCCGCAAGCAGGCCUCGGCCAACAUCUUCCAGGACGCCGAGCUGCUGCAGAUCCAGGGCCUGUUUCAGCGCAGUGGGGACCAACUGGCCGAGGAGCGGGCACAGAUCAUCUGGGAGUGUGCAGGAGACCACCGUGUGGCAGAGGCCUUGAGGAGGCUGCGCAGGAAGAGGCCCCCCCGGCCGCAAGCCCUGGGCCACUCACUGCACCACUGCAGCCGGCUCAGAAUCCCCGAGCCCUGCGCUCCACUGGCCGACCCACAGAGUGGUGCCACGGAGACGGCUUCUGGCGAUCAGUAUCUGAACUCCAGGAGGACAAGUGCCAGGAUCCGCCGGAACUGGAAGAAGCCAGGCCCCACAAGCUACCUGCAUCAGAUCAGACACUGAUCCAGGGAAGGGGCAGUAUCUUCCCCAGGAAUCAUAGGGACUUUUGCCAAAGGGCCCAGGAGGUGAAGAAGGAAGAGAGACUUGAGGCAGACAGCCCCACAGGGGUAAAUGAAAGACCACUGCCACUGGCCUGCUCCAUUCAGAACAGGACUGGAAACGUCCCCUGAGCUCUAGGUUAUGUGGGACCCAUUCCUCACCAGAAUGUGGAGAAACAGCGCCUCAGCUCUUCCCAUCUAACAGUACACCUGGGCUGCAUGAUAUGCCCCCGAGAGUCAAGUGAUGGGCACUCAGAUUGAGCAUCUCACCACUCCUGCUCCUAACCCUCCUGCUGCUCCUGUAACCCGUGGCCCGGCGGCCUGCCCACACCCCUGCCCCUGUCAGGCUAGCACAAGGAAACCGUGGUUUAAGGGGCAAAAUAAAAACAUUCACAUCAACAACAGUGUGUCUGUCGCAGAAAGGGAGGG
This is a messenger RNA of Neomonachus schauinslandi (Hawaiian monk seal), 1740 nucleotides long. It is a transcript of the gene AVPI1, whose product is annotated as arginine vasopressin induced 1. The record is from RefSeq and is a predicted model, not a curated record. The coding region runs from base 803 to 1276 and encodes 157 amino acids. Lineage: Eukaryota; Metazoa; Chordata; Mammalia; Carnivora; Phocidae. The transcript is spliced from 2 exons.